GUCACUGCUUCGCCUUCCUUGGAAAUCCUCAUUCUCGCUCCGAAAAUUCAUUUGCUUCUGCGAAAAUGGCCUCCCUCGCGUUUACCUCCUCUCGUGUGGCCGUGCGCCCUUCGGCAGGUCGCCGGGGCACGGUGCGCGUUGCCGCUAGCGUGACCGCGGAGAAGGCUGCUCUUGACAUCACGAAGAUGACCCCCAUCCACGAUCGCGUGCUCAUUCGCCCAAUUGAGGAGGAGCAGAAGACAGCGGGCGGCAUCCUGCUGCCCAAGGCGCCCCCGAAGGCGAACUCUGACGCUCACAUUGGCGAGGUGCUGGCGGUGGGCAGCGACGUGACUCUGGCUGUGGCCAAGGGCGACAUGGUGGUGUUCCAAAAGUACGCAAUGGCCGAGGUGGAGGUGAAGGAGGGCCAGAUCAUCUUCGUGGCGGAGAAGUCCAUCAUGGGCAAGCUGGAGUAAAGCGGCUUUGGAGCUGAGCUGAGGUAAUGCUUGAGAGCUGAAGCGAGCUAAGGUGGAGCCCGUUGGAGCUCUGGGGUGACGUGGAGUUGCUGGCGGAUAUUGCUGGUUGGCUGAGCAGUGCGCAGUCACUCAUUGGAUUGAGUGUGCGUGCUUGCCGUGCAUGGAUCUGGGGGCUAGGAGCUGGAGUGCGCGUUUGGGGCACGACCCUGCAAGGAGGCAGCAGCGUAGCAGUGCCUAAAGCCACCUGCUGUGGCGAGGUGCCAUGCGGCCAGGUGUUGGGCGAAGGCUGCGCCACAAUGUGGCGGUAUUAGGCGGCGGUUAGUACAGCGGGCCUCACGACGGGGACUGCGAGGUGCUGGGGAGCAUGGGGACUGGGACGAUGUGUGGAAGGUUUGGAAGGCGUGCAACUUUAAAGGGUGCUGGAGGACAUCGCCGGGGAAGGACACCGCAGCUGUUUUACUUGACGAGCGGGUGCGGUGCUGCACCGUGGACUCUUACUUGGAGCGUGAACUGUAAGGAGGGUGUAUG
Messenger RNA from Chlamydomonas reinhardtii, 980 nucleotides. RefSeq lists its product as uncharacterized. Lineage: Eukaryota; Viridiplantae; Chlorophyta; Chlorophyceae; Chlamydomonadales; Chlamydomonadaceae. The transcript is spliced from 5 exons. Bases 66 to 452 code for a protein of 128 amino acids. Gene Ontology annotation, cellular component: mitochondrial matrix; chloroplast. The record is from RefSeq and is a predicted model, not a curated record. Gene Ontology annotation, molecular function: protein folding chaperone; metal ion binding; ATP binding.